UUGUUCUUAUCUGAAAGAAAAAUGAGCGGACUUACUACCGUUCUGGUUUUGCUGGGAGUCUUUUGGACUCAGACUUCUGCACUUACAACCUAUGUCCUUCAUGAACCUAACAAAAACUAUGUCACUGGAACUAUGACCAUUGACAGUGAGAAUGAUGUGGCUGAUGUCCAUGUCCGUUCUGGAGUGUACUCCUCUGAUACCAUCUUUGACUAUGCGCAUGGAUAUAUUGCAACAAGGUUAUUUUCACGACGUGCUUGUUUUAUCAUGAAAAUAGACAAGCAAUACAUCCCGACCCUGCAACAAAUUGGACGCCUGGCUUUUGAAAGACAGACUAUGAAGGAGAUAUACUCUCCAAAGAAUGUGUGGGUACAGUUUCAGUCUGGCCAUUCUUUCUUUGGGAAUAUCAAGAAUUGGCUUACCUAUGGAAAACAAAUUGAAAAACUCUGCAAAGGCCUGCCUCUCUACCGCCUUGUAAAGAGUCAACCACCACUGAAUGUUCGUGGCUGUGCCAAUGCAGGAGUUCCAAACAUUUUGGGCAUUCAAAUCUGUGAAAAAAGCCAGUAGUCUGGAUCUUGGCAAUUCUGCUGCAUGGAAACGACUUGUUUCUUUGCAUGCUUUUGUGGUUGUAGCCAUGUUCUCCAACUGGAACAAAACUGGGUAUUAGACCCAAUUUGCCUAUCCAAAGCUUUGAGUGUAAUAAACAA
Molecule: messenger RNA, 704 nt
Organism: Falco peregrinus (peregrine falcon)
Lineage: Eukaryota; Metazoa; Chordata; Aves; Falconiformes; Falconidae
Gene: GKN2
Product: gastrokine 2
Exons: 6
Coding region: 22-564 (180 amino acids)
Biological process (GO): regulation of cell population proliferation
Source: RefSeq, a predicted model, not a curated record